Ictalurus furcatus (blue catfish) is the source of this 1654-nucleotide messenger RNA. RefSeq names its product fibroblast growth factor binding protein 2b (gene fgfbp2b). Bases 706 to 1374 code for a protein of 222 amino acids. Lineage: Eukaryota; Metazoa; Chordata; Actinopteri; Siluriformes; Ictaluridae. The record is from RefSeq and is a predicted model, not a curated record. Gene Ontology annotation, molecular function: growth factor binding. The transcript has a single exon. Gene Ontology annotation, biological process: cell-cell signaling.
GCUAGAGAGGAGGAGACACUGUGUUCAACUCUGUGGUUUCUACAGCACAUCCUUAAAGACAAGGAGUUUUCACAGGCUAAUAACUCCAUGUUCAGUCCCACAAAACCCCUCUUUCUCGGCUUUUCAGAUAUUAUUGUAGCCCUGUCCCCCUGCCCACCCCCGUCUCUCACUCUCUCUCUCUCUCAUGCCCGGGGUAGACACACACACACACACACACACACACAUCUGGAAGCACAAAUAUGGAAAACGUCCAUGUCAGCAAAGGCCGUAAGGCUGCUACUUGCAUGCAGCACAAAGCACACUUAAAAAACACAAGUACACAAUUUACAUGAAGCACAGAAAUGUAUGUAUGGUAUUGGUAUAAGUCAUCUGACUUGUGUCAUCUCUUCUCAUAACAAGAGUCAAUGGUUCACCUGUGUGACUGAUUAAAUAUUGUGUUGUGAAAGACCAUUAAUGGUUUGAGUGUGCAAUUACACCCCACCCCCUUCAAACAAACAGUGACACAUGUAACUAAAACACUUUCUCAGCAGCUCAACUUCAUCUAACGCAUACGUCCUGGCACACACCAAACCAGCCUACAUUAAACAAUCAGCUCUUGCACACUGAGGUGGGGCGGUGAUCCAAACUCCACAUGACUCAAAGGCCCCUUUGUAGGUAAAGUUCCUAUAAAUCCUGCUUCCAUUUCCAGUACCUUCCUCACAAUCUAUGCUUUUUCCUUCUACACUUCUGUCGAGCACUUUAUCCAGCCUUCCACCCAUCAUGAGAGCCACGUUCCGAGUUGCUUUCCUGCUAGCAUGCUGCGUUUGGGCCAUAAUCGCUCAGACUCAGAGUAGCAAUCAGGGUAACAGCAGUCACAGCAAUCCAGGUGAAAUAACUGGCAAUGAUCAAACUGGAAAGACCGAGCCAAUCCGCUUCAGCAACAAAGCCAAAGACAACUGUUCAAUGGUCGUUUCGAGCAAAGGGGACUUAACAAAGCUGCGCGUUUCCUGUAAAAACAAGGGCAAGUCAUAUUCGUGCGCUUACCAGGGCAAGCCAAAACUGUGCCGGACCUACAGCAACAACCCACGCCACUAUUUUACCCAAAUCAUGUGGGAGAUGCGCAAAUUACAGAAUUCCUGCCAGGGCCUCUGCACAUAUAAACCCCUUAUGUGCCGCUCUGCAACAGAUGAAGCACAGAUGGUAUUCUACUCAUCCUGGCCUAAAAUUCAGAACCAGCCUGGCAAGGCCCCUACAAAAGAAUGCUCCAACCCAGUUAAGAAUCCUGCUAAAACCACCACACAGAGCCCAAGAGAGACACCCAAGAGCUGGGCAGAGCGGCACUGUUGGGCAAUUGUACAGGACCUCUGUUCCUACAUCAUCGCCUUGAUCCAGUGAUAAAGAGCUUUGAUAUGCCGGUAAGAAACUGCCAUUGAUUUUGAUUUGCCAUUUGAUUUGCUUACAGAAGUAACAAUAAAUCUGAUGCUGCUAGUCUAAUAUGCCAGCAUUGCACAAUGCAUUUAAUGGAUCAAUUUAUUUAAUGAUCAGUGAAUUCACAUCUUUGAAUAUAGUAGUAUAAAAAGAGUUUGAGAUUAGAUAUGAUUAGAAAAAUCAAAUAAGUUAACGUGACUCAGUGUUUAGUCCUGUGUUUUAUAAAUUUAACACAAAGUGCACAGCA